AAGAUGGCGGAAUUUAAUUUUAUUUUGCGGACAUUGUGUAGCAGAUAUCGGGUUCUUUCCAAGUGUUAAUUAUGUUUAGUAAUUAAGAGAAAAUUUGGUUAAGGAGUGUGGGUUGGUGUCAUUUGAUUUAUGAUAUUACCUACUCCCGCGAUGUGAGCAUCCGUCUUUUAGUCAUGGCAUUAAGAGAACUGAAAGUUUGCUUGCUUGGCGAAACUGGUGUAGGCAAGUCAAGUAUUGUCUGGCGAUUUGUUGAGGACAGCUUUGACCCCAACAUUAAUCCUACAAUAGGAGCCUCUUUUAUGACAAAAACAGUGCAAUACCAGAAUGAGAUGCACAAGUUCUUAAUAUGGGAUACAGCAGGACAAGAAAGGUUUCGAGCCUUAGCACCAAUGUACUAUCGUGGAUCAGCUGCAGCUAUAAUAGUCUAUGACAUCACAAAAGAAGAAACAUUCCAGACAUUAAAGAACUGGGUAAAAGAACUUCGGCAGCAUGGACCUCCAAACAUCGUAGUUGCCAUUGCAGGAAACAAGUGUGACCUUAAUGAUGCAAGGGAGGUUCUUGAAAUAGAUGCCAAAGACUAUGCAGAUUCAAUUCAUGCUGUUUUUGUAGAAACAAGUGCCAAAAAUGCUAUUAACAUCAAUGAGUUGUUUUUAGAAAUUAGUCAUAGAAUUCCAACAGCAGCUACUGUACAGGCUUCAGGCAAGGUUUUAAGCUUAGAAGACAACCAUCUGAGACAAAACAUACUUGCUGUUGACCAAGAUGCUUCAGUUUAGUAAAAGUAUGUUUUGAUGAUUCAAGCAAUUCAGAGUGAAAAGGCACCUUAGCAGCUGAUCCUACGACAUUCCAUCCAUCAACAGCACAUAUCCUUCCAUUUCCUCUUAACUGCGAUCAUUUUGCACUUAAAACUGUGUACCUCUUGAACUCUUGGAACCUUACCAAGAGGCUUUUAUAAUUAUUUAAAAGUUAGCUUUGUUAUAAAGAAGAAAUUAUCUUUGAAUUACAGCUUCCUUAAUUUAUGGAAGCACUUAGAAUUAAUGGAGUAGGCUAAGCAUUUGAGUCAUUAACUGAUAGCCAAGGUUUUGUGGGCUGACUUAACACUUGCCACUAAAAAAGGGACAAAACAGCACUUAGAUUUCUAUAUUAUUAAAAAAAUAAAUAAAAUAAAAAAUUAAAUUGUAAUGGUGAUAAAAGUGAGGUAUAAUUAUUUUUCCAUAUAUUCAUGGACCCGAUAUUUUCAGAUUGGAGGUACAGAUAGACUUGACAGGCUAGACCUACUUGUUUUUUAAUGGUGUACAACAAAUAUGCUUAAUGUGUUUAUUUUUUUAAUUCAAGUCCAACCUCAAAGCCAGCUGCACUUCCUUAGAUUACUAUGAAUCAUCAGAUGGGUAAUGGGAAGCGUUAUCUGGAUUUGGACAUUGUUGGAGUGGCAUGUCUUGUAAACAUUGAAGUAGAACAGGCACAUUCUGCAAGUUUUUCCUGUCACACCAGAGGUGAUAGGAAUGUGGCUGAAGUGCAGCAGUAUUAUUGUACUCGAGGAUAGUUAAUGAAGAUGGGACAAAGCAAGUGGAGUGAAAAUGUAUUUUUUUCUGGCUUUUUACCAAACGUGGUUUUAAUAAGUUUGUGUUGCAGAGGACUGUUGCUUUGUCAAAUGCUUGUAUGCAUAAGGAGCACAAGUCUUUGUCUUACAAAAUAUGAAAGCCUUUGAUGAGAAAGACUUGUGCACUACACCUUGAAAUUUAGUAUUUUCCCUACAAUGUUACACACUUUUUAAAUAAAUUGAUAUUAGCAUAUAGGUUAGUAGUUUUUGUAUUGCCUUAUUCACUGUUUUGACAUAAAACGUGAAGCCCAGAAUUGUAUCAUCCCAUUAAAGCUUAUUUGCACCCUUUGUUUUUAGUGUUAGGAAAUGAUAAGCUAACUAAUUGAUAACUUUAAAAAGCUUAUUGAGUUACAUUUACUUGUUUCUUAAUACGUUAUCAGUUUUAUUUUGAUAAAUACAGGGUCCUUCCCCUAUUUAGUCAUGUCUAAGUAGCAUUUAAAUAUUUUACACAAAUGAACAUGACAUUAGUUUAAGUGAACAUUUCUAUUUUUAACCAAACUGUUUUAAAACACCAACACUUACAGAAGAAAUGUUCCAUAGCAGUGCAGUUCAUGUUGCAUUACAUUUUCUUUCCAGUAAUUCUCCAUGUCUUUCAUUUUUGGGGGACAUUUUGUGUGAAAGUCCUGUUUUAUAUUAGUCACCACAACAUAGUUUUGUUCAUAUUAUCAGGAUGUGCUACUUCUGGGAUGAUGGUUAUGCUAUAAAUGAGCUUGAUAUGUAUGAUUUGGAAAGAAGUCAAAAAACAGCUUAAAAUAAAGGGCACUUUAAUUUUU
Molecule: messenger RNA, 2370 nt
Organism: Protopterus annectens (West African lungfish)
Lineage: Eukaryota; Metazoa; Chordata; Ceratodontiformes; Protopteridae
Gene: RAB22A
Product: RAB22A, member RAS oncogene family
Exons: 7
Coding region: 174-773 (199 amino acids)
Molecular function (GO): GTP binding; GTPase activity
Source: RefSeq, a predicted model, not a curated record